Python bivittatus (Burmese python) is the source of this 2198-nucleotide messenger RNA. NCBI's taxonomy places the organism in Eukaryota, Metazoa, Chordata, Lepidosauria, Squamata, Pythonidae. The record is from RefSeq and is a predicted model, not a curated record.
AGCGAGAGCUUCUUAAGAAAGAGGCGGGGAUUGCUUUGGGCAUCCGCGGCUGUUUAGUUGCUGCGGGUCCCGUAAAGAGUCUAAUAAUGAGGAAGGAACAUUGUUCAGGCCUCGGUGGCGCGUGGCCGUAAUUAGCUUGGCCUCGCGAGCUUGGCCUCGCGGGCUGCUGCGGGAACAGCCUUCUCCCCGCCGCGAAACGGGGACUCCCUUGCUGCAGCCUUGCGAACCAGCUAUCGGAUUCUCUCAUUCAGAGGACGACGUCGCCCGUAGCGGCUGGCGGGAAUUUGGUUGGUUUUAGUUCUGGAGGGGGGAGCGGGGAAGAAUAUUUCCUUCCGCCAGAAUAGCUCGGAGGAGCAGAUUGCCGCUAGCCGGAAAAUGAGCCUGUGUCAGUCUUUGGCAGCUACUGUUUGUUUUGGAAUAAAGACGCCCGUUGCCAGCAAGAAUUGCAGUUCAGCUUACUGAAUGGAUGAAUUAAUGGAUGAAUGAACCACAAGUGCUAACGGCUGCUGGAGUGAGAGAAAGGGGCUCUGUCAACCCACACAGUACGUAGCCACACUUUUCACAUUUCAUAAGGGAUUGUGAGAACCUUGGAAAUGAGGAGCAGGAGCAACUCCGGAGUCCGUCUCGAUGGCUACGCUCGGCUUGUUCAACAGACCAUUCUGAACCAUCAGAAUCCAGUUACAGGACUACUCUCCGCCAGCACAGAGCAAAAGGAUGCUUGGGUGCGAGAUAAUAUAUACAGCAUUUUGGCUGUCUGGGGCCUAGGGAUGGCCUACAGGAAGAAUGCAGAUCGGGAUGAAGAUAAAGCCAAAGCGUAUGAAUUAGAACAGAAUGUUGUGAAACUAAUGCGGGGGCUCUUACAGUGUAUGAUGAGACAGGUAGAUAAGGUUGAAAAGUUCAAGCACACACAGAGUACCAAGGAUUGCCUGCAUGCCAAAUACAACACGGCCACUUGUGGAACAGUAGUUGCAGAUGACAAAUGGGGACAUCUACAAGUAGAUGCAACUUCCCUUUACCUUCUCUUCCUGGCUCAGAUGACAGCAUCAGGAUUGCGUAUUAUAUUCACACUUGAUGAAGUGACCUUUAUACAGAAUCUUGUAUUUUACAUCGAAGCUGCCUAUAAAGUUGCUGAUUAUGGCAUGUGGGAACGUGGUGAUAAGACAAAUCAGGGCAUUCCUGAGUUGAAUGCCAGCUCUGUAGGAAUGGCAAAAGCUGCUUUGGAAGCAAUUGAUGAGCUGGACCUGUUUGGAGCUGGAGGAGGACAUAAGUCAGUUAUUCAUGUCCUCCCAGACGAAGUUGAACACUGUCAGUCUAUUCUGUACUCCAUGUUACCGAGGGCAUCCACAUCAAAAGAGAUUGAUGCUGGACUUUUGUCCAUUAUUUCUUAUCCAGCUUUUGCCAUAGAGGAUAUGAACAUUGUUAAUGCAACGAAAAAUGAAAUUAUCACCAAGUUGCAAGGGCGUUACGGCUGCUGUCGUUUCCUCCGAGAUGGCUAUAAGACACCAAGAGAGGAUCCAAACAGAUUACAUUAUGAUCCUGCUGAGCUCAAGUUAUUUGAGAACAUAGAAUGUGAAUGGCCUGUAUUCUGGACGUAUUUUCUAAUUGAUGGAGUGUUCAAUGAGGACAGAAUUCAGGUGCAGGAAUACAGAGAAGCCUUGGAAGGGAUCCUUAUUAGAAAAAAGAACGGAAUUCUUCUGAUGCCAGAACUGUAUGCAGUUCCUCCAGAUAAGGUCAGCGAAGAGUAUGAAAAUCCUCACACAGUGGACCGUGUUCCAGCAGGGAAACUUCCUCAUCUUUGGGGCCAGUCAUUAUAUAUUCUUUCUGCCCUCCUAGCAGAGGGAUUUUUGGCUACGGGUGAAAUUGAUCCGUUAAACAGAAGGUUUUCGACAGCUUUCAAGCCUGAUGUGGUUGUUCAAGUGAACGUUCUAGCAGAAACAAAUGAAAUUAAGAAACUCUUACGGCAUCAUGGAAUUAACGUGCAAAGCAUUGCUGACCUAAGUCCCACCAGAGUGCAGCCAGCUCGGAUUCUGAGUAAUCUUUAUGCCAAGCUUGGGCGUAACAAGAUCAUGAAGCUGAGUGGGAGACCUCACCGGCAUAUUGGUGUCCUGGGAACAUCCAAACUAUAUGUCAUAAGAAACCAAAUAUUUACUUUUACCCCUCAGACCUGCAAAGGACUGGUUGCAAAGUCACCGUCGUAA